AUGUCCUUCUUGGCUUUCUUUGGUUUCCCCCUCCAGCUCCCUUCAGACUUCAGGUCUCUGAUCCAGAGGUUUUAUCAUCUGCAGGCUGAGAGGAUUGAGACCUAUCGACUCUUUGAAGAGUACGUUUGGGGCCACGAGGCGUACCUGAGGACGGGACCCCACUACGACUUUGACCACUACAAACAACUGGUCCACGAGAUAACGCAGGCCUUCAGCGGCAUUUCCAAAGAAGUGCUGGAGAUCAAAGAGCGGCUGCAAGCCGACUUCGACCGCCCGGACCUCUCUGAGCACAUGGAAAAGCUGCAGAGCAAAGAGAAGCAGAAGCUCGAACUGGUAAUUAAACACAGUUUUAAUUGA
Molecule: messenger RNA, 357 nt
Organism: Menidia menidia (Atlantic silverside)
Lineage: Eukaryota; Metazoa; Chordata; Actinopteri; Atheriniformes; Atherinopsidae
Source: the annotation of a GenBank genome assembly